This is a messenger RNA of Fukomys damarensis (Damara mole-rat), 841 nucleotides long. RefSeq names its product regulator of G protein signaling 10 (gene Rgs10). Lineage: Eukaryota; Metazoa; Chordata; Mammalia; Rodentia; Bathyergidae. Gene Ontology annotation, molecular function: GTPase activator activity; G-protein alpha-subunit binding. Gene Ontology annotation, biological process: regulation of G protein-coupled receptor signaling pathway. The transcript is spliced from 5 exons. Bases 16 to 516 code for a protein of 166 amino acids. The record is from RefSeq and is a predicted model, not a curated record.
GGUGGACCCCAGAGCAUGGAAUACAUCCAUGACAGUGAUGGUAGUUCCAGCAGCAGCCACCAGAGCCUCAAGAGCACGGCCAAGUGGGCGGCCUCCCUAGAGAAUCUGCUGGAGGACCCAGAAGGCGUGAAGAGAUUUAGGGAAUUUUUAAAAAAGGAAUUCAGUGAAGAAAAUGUCCUGUUUUGGCUUGCCUGUGAAGACUUUAAGAAAAUGCAAGAUAAGGAGCAGAUGCAGGAAAAGGCCAAGGAGAUCUACAUGACCUUUCUGUCCAAUAAAGCCUCGUCCCAAGUCAAUGUGGAGGGGCAGUCUCUUCUCAAUGAGAAGAUCCUGGAAGAGCCACACCCACUGAUGUUCCAGAAACUCCAGGAACAGAUCUUCAAUCUCAUGAAGUAUGACAGCUACAGCCGCUUCUUAAAGUCUGACUUGUUUUUAAAACACAAGCGAACUGAGGAGGAGGAGGAGCCACCUGAUGCUCAAACUUCAGCUAAACGAGCUUCCAGAAUUUAUAACACAUGAUCCCUCAAAUGCCGGGACUGCUGCCUUCACAGAGCAAAGGGAUUUAUUCUCAGGACUGUGCAGGAUUGUCAUUGCUUUGUAAUGUGCAAAGAUCGAAAUGUACAAAACCCUUCAGUGGGAUAUGUGUAUUUUAUUAACUGCUUGACCAAUAAGUUUUGCAUGAUGACUAAUCUUACGUUAAAAAAAAAAUAGCUUUGAAAUUUCAACUCAUAGAACAGAGAUUCCUUCAACAUUGGACACUGGGAGCAUUUUCCAGCUUGAUUAAACUUCAUGUGAAGCCACAAGGUGAAACAUAACAGCCACAUACACCUUAUAUGUCUUGGCU